Messenger RNA from Epinephelus moara (kelp grouper), 4416 nucleotides. RefSeq names its product zinc finger DHHC-type palmitoyltransferase 7 (gene zdhhc7). The transcript has 8 exons. Gene Ontology annotation, biological process: peptidyl-L-cysteine S-palmitoylation; protein targeting to membrane. Lineage: Eukaryota; Metazoa; Chordata; Actinopteri; Perciformes; Serranidae. Bases 264 to 1226 code for a protein of 320 amino acids. Gene Ontology annotation, cellular component: Golgi apparatus; endoplasmic reticulum. The record is from RefSeq and is a predicted model, not a curated record. Gene Ontology annotation, molecular function: protein-cysteine S-palmitoyltransferase activity.
CGGAAGCUCCGUCGUUACUGGUCACUGUCGUCCCGUUGUUAGAGCGAUGUGUUGCUGCCGCUACGGGUACGGCUUCGUUGAAACUGGAGUUUAGCUCAAACUGGACACCAACAUGUAUUAAGAAGGCGCUCCCAAGGAAAGAAAUUAGGAAUAUUAAGGGGUCAGCCUACAUGCCAGCCUGCAUAUGUACUUCAACCUGAAUGCUGGUCCAGGAGGUACACAACACAGCAUGUUAGUGUGAGAAGAGAACAUAUCAGGGCAGGAUGCAGUCUUCAAAUCACCGACUGCGAGAUAUGGAGCAGCACCACCCGCUGCUGUCGGCAGGUGCAGAUGUCGAGACGGGGAGCCUGGCAGCCGGGGUGAUGGUCGGGGGUCCCCACGUCGGCCACACAGGAGGAAACCGCACACUGUGGUUCAUUCAGGACAGCUGCGGCAUGGUGUGUGCAGGCAUGACCUGGUUCCUGGUGCUGUACGCUGAAUUUGUGGUGAACUUUGUCAUGCUGCUGCCCGGCAAGAACUUCUGGUACUCGCUGCUGAACGGGGCCACCUUCAACUCCCUGGCUGUGCUUGCGUUGGCCUCACAUCUGCGCACUAUGUUGACUGACCCGGGUGCAGUUCCUAAGGGCAACGCAACCAAGGAGUACAUGGAGAGCUUACAGCUGAAGCCUGGUGAGGUCAUAUACAAGUGUCCUAAGUGCUGCAGCAUCAAACCUGAGAGGGCACACCACUGCAGUAUUUGUAAAAGAUGUAUCCGGAAGAUGGAUCACCACUGUCCCUGGGUCAAUAACUGCGUGGGAGAAAAGAAUCAGAGAUUCUUUGUACUUUUCACUAUGUACAUAGCCUUGAUUUCCGCCCAUGCCUUGGGCCUCAGUGGUAUGCACUUCUUCACCUGCAUUAAAGUCCAGUGGAACGAGUGCAGUGACUUCUCUCCAGGGGUGUCUGUGCUGCUGCUGAUCUUCCUCUGUCUUGAAGCCAUCCUCUUCCUCACUUUCACAGCUGUAAUGUUUGGUACGCAGAUCCACUCUAUCUGUAAUGAUGAGACGGAGAUUGAACGUCUUAAAAAUGAGAAGCCCACGUGGGAGCGUCGCAUGAGAUGGGACGGAAUGAGAGCUGUAUUUGGGGGCUCGCCCUCCCUGCUGUGGUGCAAUCCAUUCACAGGCCUGCGUCUGCGGCGCCUGUUGCUGUUGACCCAAGGUCGGCGCGGCGGGUCUGAGUUUUCUGUCUGAGAGGAGGGCAAAUCGACGCAGCUCACCAACACUUCACCGUCCCUAAAGCAAGAUUUCUUGUACGCCCUUCUUGGCCAGGGGCUAGGAUGGACCUCUGCUCCCCGAGGCCGUCCUUCAUGUGUGGGUGACAGGACGACAGGUUGCUCCAGUGGGACCCCAGUGCAUCACAACCACCAUUGAAAGUUUGUACGCUCACUCUCACAUGCUGACGUAGAACCAACUCCUUCGGUCUGCACGAGUAUGCUGAACAACUGGAAUAUUGUUUCAAACAUGAGCAGAUUUUUUUUUGGUUUGUUUGUGUGUUUUUAAGUGAAGCAUGCAGUAUGUAACUCAAGUGAGUCUUUUAUUCCUUGUGAGACGUCCAAGGUGCUGUCUGAACUCGCACCCUCAGCACACAACUUCAGCAGUUUGUUUUUCGUUGCUGCACACAUGAGAUUCAAGAGUAGUGUUUGAAUCCACAACACAUCUUUCAUCAUCACUGGACCCAGACAAGUGGAUAUAAAUGGGGAAACGCUUGAAACUGUUCUAUGGGACCCAGACAAGGGAAUCAUAGUCAAGGACAUGCACUACUUACACGGCACUGGAUACGGAGCACAGCGGACAUCAGAAGUGGGACUGUGCUGCCUUGAUUUGCAUGUAUAACAGCUCAAUCAGUCAGCAUCUCAGCCAGGAAAUGAGGCUUUCACUAUCUUUAAAUGAAUCAACAGGCUACUGUGAACACAAGCCUCAUUCUUAUUCAAGAGGACUGAGUGGUUUUUCCUAUCUGUUCAUCCUCUUUGUCAUGUUUUUCCUUUAUUAGGCUGGUAUUGUUGAUUCUUUAGGUUACCCGGGCCAGUAGAAACGAAUCGUCUUUUUUUUAAUAACUGCUGAAGCUUCUUUACCUUUCAUCAUAGUGAAAACUCCUCAACAGCUGACCGUAAUGACUCACUGGAGAUGACUACUGUUGUUCUGAAUCUUCAUUUGGAUAAAAAUUAUCAGAGUUUUAUAUUAGUUGUACUUACGUGUCCAUAAAUUUGCCGUUUCGACACUCCUCCAUGCUGCUCCACGUCUCAAUCUCUGCCCAUGAUCAGUGACCCUCAGACCACUGAUAUGCCUCCCGGUGUCUUCAUUAAAAAGUGAUUCAGGUUGACCUUUGGCUGCUGAGAAGAGUGAAUGUUAUUACGUUUGAAUGGUUUUCUGUGGAAAACUAAAGGCUACUUGUGUGUAUAGUAGGAAUCCAUAAGCAAAAACAGUUACUUCAUAGCAUUUAAACUCUGAAAAACCAACAUCCCAAACCCCUCGAGACAGAGACGAGUUUCAGACACAGUGGCUUUGCAUGCUCCUCGGCCACCAAGUGGUGUGACAUUUUCAAAAGGAGAGCUUAAAACACUGGCACCACCGACUCUGGCUCGUAGUGAGCUCACUCUGAUCUACAGAGCCAAGCUCCAUUGUGCUGUCAGCCUGUAGAAUUAAAAAGGAGCUGCACUGCUGAAAGAAGCCGAGGUACCAGGCUCAUUAUACGAGCUUUAUUACAGAACAAAGUCUCGGGGAGCUCAGCAGAUGCUUGUGAGGCCUUUCCUACUACACUCCAGAAAUGUCAGGCCUGUAACAUCUAGCGGCAGGACAGUAGCAGAUACUUAUCCAGUGUUAUUAGAACACAUAUCCAUGCCUUUAAAAUUAUUCAGUCAAGUGAAUUUAUCACCUUGAAAUUUUGUCAUUAUUGCCAUAUUUAUGAAAGUGUUUUCCUCGUCUCCUGUUUUUACUCUGCAUCGUUAACGGGCCUGUUUGCACUGGACAAAUGUGGCUUUUUGAAUCUAGGGUUCAGGAGUUAAAGUCUGAUUGGCUGGUGUUGUUGAAGUGUUGUCAAAUCUAGAUUCUCAAAGUCUCAUUUUUAUGGCGUGUUGGACAAUAUACUGCUGUUUGUUCUCAUCUGUGGUCGUCAGGAGGAGGGACUCCACUGUUUACAUUAAAUGAUAUCUGAUGCUCUGGCUUUAACGUUUUAAGAAACAUGCUGUCAUUAGAAUGUAAAAUGCAUCUGUUUUGGGACUGAGGGACACAGCACUGAAAGCUAAGUGAUAUCAGGGGAUUUUAUUAAUGCUGGCCUCAUUACUCGUUUGAUUCUGCUGGACUGUAUCGCCUCAGCAACAGUUGGGAGGAUAUCACUGUCUUAUUCAUGUCAUACUCUCUCAGCAUGGUUCAAUCAGCAAGUCCCAUAUCCUAACAUGCUCAGUGUGCUUUUUAAUUUAGGAGGCGCAACAUGAAAAAUGGGGGAAGUUCAGCCAAACAAACUGCAUAUCCAUAAUAGUCAUAUGUAUAAAUGGAAGCGGAUUAAACAAGACUAAUCCAAAAACAACAGGAGAAGCCAUGCUGUUAGUGUGGCACAUCCACAAAUGUGUUGCUAAUCAAGCAACAGCUGGUAUUAAAAAUAGAUGCAGGUAUUGGUGACAAAUGUACAUUCAGAGCCAAUGAGAGAAUUUAAUAAACACAGCGUGUCAUUAGAAUAGAAGUAAAUGUCUGACGCAGGAUGUGAGGUGACAGUGGCAGGACUAAUACGCUGCUAAACUGUUAGAGGUAUUUGUAGGAAGCAGCAGAACAUCAGCACUAAUUAUGGAUUGACAAAAAUGUUUGUGUUGACUGUGUAUGAAUAUUUGGGUAAGCUCGGUUGAUGUAUAUGUCACAAUAGGAUGGUCGUGUUUCAUGACCAAGCUCGGAUGCUGUAAUUAUAGUGUCUUAAAUUGGGAUUCUGACACAGGGUAUGUAGUCUGCAUCGAUGCUCAGCAAAGAUAACUUUUAAAGGGAUACACCAGUUAUUGUAUUUUCUCCACCUUCUGCUGUACAACUAAAAUACAAUCAACACAGGGAGAGGAUUGUUGUUCAAAGCUGUGUAAACUGACACGAGUUUGCAGUUUAAGGGGAUUUGUGGAGAAAAUGUUGAACAUGUUGUGAUGUUUAGUGAUGAUUCCUAACAGGACGGAUGUUUGAUACAAAAGUAAUAUUAACAUUGCCAUGAACAGUCGAGAGAGAUGUUGUUUCCUACUCUUCUGAGAGAAUGUUUCCUCAAGAACAAAAAGUCCUUCAGCUUUAUAAACAAAGUAUAAAGGUUACUAUUAACAAUAUAUAAAUGGAAUGUUUUAUUCGAGUUUUUUAAUUAAUGUGUCAUAAUCUUAUAAUGUCUUAUAUCUUUAAUGUCAUUCUUUUACAUAAUAAACUA